Molecule: messenger RNA, 979 nt
Organism: Benincasa hispida (wax gourd)
Lineage: Eukaryota; Viridiplantae; Streptophyta; Magnoliopsida; Cucurbitales; Cucurbitaceae
Product: large ribosomal subunit protein uL5z-like
Biological process (GO): translation
Cellular component (GO): ribosome
Molecular function (GO): structural constituent of ribosome
Source: RefSeq, a predicted model, not a curated record
GUUUCGUCAAUUUACCAUCUAAGAGAUAUUAAUAGCUUUAAAACCCUAGACAUCACUUUCUCGCAUCUUUACCGCCCGAGCUUCGUUUUCUGCUCUGAACUUCGAUACGGCAAAAAUGGCUUCAGAGAAGAAGCUAUCUAAUCCUAUGCGUGAUAUCAAAGUCCAAAAACUUGUCCUCAACAUCUCCGUUGGUGAAAGUGGUGAUCGUCUUACCAGAGCUGCCAAGGUGCUCGAACAACUCAGUGGCCAAUCCCCAGUCUUCUCCAAGGCUCGGUACACUGUCCGGUCUUUUGGGAUCCGGCGUAACGAAAAGAUUGCGUGUUAUGUGACCGUGAGAGGCGAUAAAGCAAUGCAGCUUCUUGAGAGUGGUCUGAAGGUAAAGGAAUAUGAGCUCUUGCGCCGUAACUUCAGUGAUACUGGCUGCUUUGGUUUUGGAAUUCAGGAGCAUAUUGAUCUCGGAAUUAAGUAUGAUCCCUCUACGGGUAUUUACGGCAUGGACUUCUAUGUUGUUUUGGAACGACCAGGUUACCGUGUAGGUCGCCGCCGUAGAUGCAAAUCAACUGUUGGAAUUCAGCAUAGAGUCACCAAAGAGGAUGCCAUGAAGUGGUUCCAAGUCAAAUAUGAAGGAGUUAUUCUCAACAAGUCUCAAAAUAUAUCCUAGAAAAGGGGGUUCAAGUUUUACCUUUUGAGGAAAUGAUGUCUCAAACCAGAGUGAGCUUAUGGUAUCCCUAUGGAUUCGUGGACUGGUAAAAUGAAGUCGUCUAGGCCAGAAUGGAAAAAGCAUAACAAAAGAGGAAGAAGAAAAAACAUGGGGCAAUGAUUUAUGGGGCUUAGCAUUAAAUAUUUGGGCCCCAUCCAAAUGUACAUUAGACGACUCUUCUUUUAUUUGAAGCAAAGGUUAAUUCCAUAAACAAACUGUUUCCAUUAUCAUCUACUACUUUUCAUCAUUAUAAAUUAUAAUUGCCUACCCAUUACCCAA